Molecule: messenger RNA, 1421 nt
Organism: Musa acuminata AAA Group (dessert banana)
Lineage: Eukaryota; Viridiplantae; Streptophyta; Magnoliopsida; Zingiberales; Musaceae
Exons: 1
Coding region: 173-1168 (331 amino acids)
Biological process (GO): root development; shoot system development
Source: RefSeq, a predicted model, not a curated record
UGAAAGCUCCGUCCACAGCGCCAGCCUCGGGCGUUUUGAAGAUGCUCGUCGGAUCCACCCCCUACACCGACGUGUUUAAAGCUAGUUUGGAAGCAUCAAAUGCACAACCUCCCUCUCUUGUAUAAAUCCAACGAAGCCCAUCGUCGUCAUCACCAUCGUCAAGGAAAGAGACAUGAGGCCUGAUAUGGAGGAAAUGAAGAGAAGGAUGGCGGGGAUCGGAUUCCGCCGCUCCAUCUCCUUCUCAGCCGUACCCCACCCCUUCAGCCAACCCUGCCACCGCUCCGCCCGAGGCGCUGCGGAGCUCUCCUUCAGAGCACGCUCCGUCAGCCUGCCCGCUCGCCUCCACCCCCUCGCCGACCACCUCCGCCCCGAACUCUGCGCCCUCCGCUCCUGGUGCCCGUCCCCUUCUCCCGCCUCGCUCUCAGACGGACUCGUGCGCGUCCAGCUCCUCCUCGCAGCCCUCCCCGACCUCCUCGGCCUUCCCCAGGCUCAGGACCCACUCCGACGCCGCCGCCGCUACUCUCGGCUAGCUGACCGCCUCCUCGACGACCUGCUCCGCCUCGCCGAUGCCCACGCCUCCUUCCGCUCCGCCGCUCUCGACCUGAAGCACCGCCUCUCUGCCACCCGCGCCGCCCUCCGCCGCCGAAACGACGGGCUUCGUCUCUCCUCCUGCCUCCGCUCGCAGCGCCGGGUUGAGAAAGAGCUAUUCAAGCUGGCUUCCUUAAUUCGCGUCGUCGGACGGUCGCCGCCGCUGUUCACGGGCUCGGCAGACGAAGAGGAGGCGGAGCUGGCCAAAGUAAUGAAAGAGGUGAUCACAGUAACGGCUGCAACCUCGGCAGCGGUCUUCAAUGGAGUCGCAGCUCUAUCGGCCUCCACGACGAUGGCUACACCUGCUUUGCCGCCGACAUGCACGUGGGUGGCUGCAGUGAUGAGGUGGAGAGAGAGGGCGAGGUUGAAGCUGUUGAAGAAGGGAGGAGGGACAGAGAAGUGCAAGGAGGUGGAGGUGGAGGUGGACGAGGAGGACGAGGAGGAGGAGAUGGGGGCGUUGGAAAGGUUGGUGGAAUUGGAGGAUUGCAUGGCAGAGAUGGAGAAGGGUAGCGAGCUGGUGUUUAGGACUCUCGUCAACACCCGUGUUUCCCUCCUCAACAUUCUCACUCCCGGCUUCUAACUACUGUACUACUACUUCCAUUUAUAGCGUAUAUACAUCAUCGACACAUUAUGGUUCAAACGUGAAAUAAGAGAUAAUACAAUUUUUUGUUCAUUUAUAUUGUUGGGAGGUACAUGAAUGAGAUACUAUUACUCUCUUUAUGUACAUGCAUGAACUUAUUUUCUUUUCGUUUUGGCUCAUUUAUGUGUCUUCUCUGAUUUCUUGGCAACCAUUCCCUCCUGAAGUUAGCAAAGAGAUCAUAUUGUUCAUCACC